GAUUGGCACACCUCGUCAUACAUCACCUUGGUCUGAAAUGCUUCAAAUCAUCCACCAAGCGGACAACAAUCUGUUCUUGCCCUCACGCUCAAGAUCGGCUCUGAUCCGACACUGUCUAGCAACCAGUCAGACCUAGGCCCGAGCAUCUCAUCCUGGGCGCAAGCGCACCUUCUCUCCCUGUGCUAGCCAGACAGUCGCUCUCGCAAUUCUUCCAGCCGACAACAACAAAAGAAGAAGAAAAAAAAAAACCAUGGCCUCCUCAGAUCCCACACAGCAGCCGCCCGCGGGCCCGACACCAGCGUCAUCCUCCUCCUCCUCCUCCCCCACCAACACCAACACCGACCCCGCGGCCGCCGAGGACGCGAUCCUGCACAACGUCGCGCUGGGCGUGACCCCGAUAGCCCUGGGCGCCAUGUUCCUGCCCCCGCGGCGGUUCGACCUGCGGCUCGUCAUCCUCGGCGGCGUGGCGCUGUGGGGCACGAACCAGCUCGCGCUCGACUACACGGGGACCUCGACCUUCGCACGCAUGGGCGGCCGGCUCCAGAGCAUGGCGGGCACGGAGCUGCCCGAGAAGGCGCAGCGCACGCAGAUGCUCAUGAGGCAGGAGCGGGAGCGGCGGGCGGCGGCCGCGGCGGACCAGGCCAGGCUGGACGCUGCGGGGCGGUAUAGCGGCGGUGCUGGUGCGGGGGAGGGCAAGAAGCAAGGGGGUGGAAGAGGAGGGGUGGAGGAGGAGGAGGAGAGGAAAGGAUCGCUCGAGGCGAUCUGGAUGGGCGAUGCCGAGGAGGAUUGGAAGGAGAAGAGGGCGCGGCGGGAGCGGGAGGCUCUGCAGGAAGGUGGUGGUGGGAUCUGGGGGCUGAUCAUGGAUCACAUCUCGGACGUGCGGAACAGCGGCAAGCAGAAGCGUGCGGAGGUCCUGGCGGCGAGGGAAGAGAAACACAAGCAGGAGGAGAAGCAGGACCAGGAGAAGAAGUAA
Microdochium trichocladiopsis is the source of this 973-nucleotide messenger RNA. RefSeq lists its product as uncharacterized. NCBI's taxonomy places the organism in Eukaryota, Fungi, Ascomycota, Sordariomycetes, Xylariales, Microdochiaceae. The transcript has a single exon. The record is from RefSeq and is a predicted model, not a curated record. The coding region runs from base 251 to 973 and encodes 240 amino acids.